ACGAAAUCGAAAUUACCUGCCGCAAAAGGAAACAAAAACAUAACAUUUCUGAUUUCUUUUCACAUGGAUAGCCACUAGCCAGUAAAAAAAUAUAUUUAAAUGUGUAAAAUUUUAUUUUCUAAUAUUUAGUUUAAAUCUGCAUAAUUAUGGAAGUGCAAUUUGGGCCGAACUCUAUUGAUGAGCCGAGCCUGCUUUAUAAACUUCAACGCAAAAUCAAGGUAUUCAACACAAACCAACCGUUACCAAAUCGCGGGUACAACUUGGUGGCCUGUACUUCGAAAUAUGGAUUAGUUUUUGUAGCUACACCCAUCAAAACAUUAUCAGUGUAUUAUCUCAAAGAGUUAAUAGAUAAAGAAUGUGAGCCCCAGCACUUGUUAGUCAAGCUCCAAGUAUCACCUUCACACAUAGCAGUCAAUUGCAAUGAGGAGUGGUUGGCUGUUGUUGGUGGACAGAUGCUCCUUGUAUACAAAUGCAUGGAUUUUCAGAAUAUGGAAAUUAGACCAGCAGUAUCCAUUAAAUGCGAUGUGAGCCCGUCAACUUUUGUGUCAGCAUUGCAAUGGAAUCCUUGCAUACCAGACACAAUUGGGAUUGUGUUCUUUGAUGGAACUUUACUCGUCAGUCAAGUCAGUACUAUGCAAAUGAAAAAGAUUCAGUCAAAUGCAAGAUGCUUAUGUUGGAGUCCAAAAGGCAAACAGCUGGUGACAGGCAACAAUGAUGGCACCCUCAGCCAAUUCAAGCCAGAUCUCUCGCCAAUGAAAAUGGUUCCUACCCCUAACUUGUUUGAAGGUUCCCCUGUUGAAGUACUGGCUAUUUACUGGAUUGCAACAUACCAGUUUGCUGUUGCAUAUAGAAAUGCAGUAGAUAAUAGUCGACCAGCUGUGACAAUAGUGAAUACGCCCAAAGGAGGUCAACCCGUUUGCCAUAACUAUGAGGAUAUUUGUUAUAGCAUGGGGUCUAACAGACCCUGGUACUACUAUUUACAAGGACUUGCCCAAUGGAAUAUUAUACUUUCGUCAUCGUCAAACAGUAUGGAAAUAGCUACACUAGCAUCACCCGACGGCGCUAACUGGGUACAAUGGUGUCAGUCGGAUGAGGCAAGGCCCGAAUUGCCUUUGACAGAUAAAAAGCAAGAAAACUAUCCUGUUGGUAUUUGUUUGGACACUGCUGCCAUACAUCAGUUACCUUGGGGAGAAAACGAGACGCUCCCACCAAUGCCGCUUCUCCACGUGGUGUCCCAGACAGGGCUGCUCUCCAUAUUCAACAUCAUCAACCUGAACAAAUCGGCGCCACAGAUCUGCGCGCCGAUACAACCGAUCGCGCUCCCGGCCGCUGCCUUGACGAUAAAUAUACCUGACGACGUACCUCCGCAACCUGCAGCACCUCCCGCCGCGCCAGUUGCUCAACCUAAGCCGCAGCCACCACAGGUGCAAUAUCAGCCUCCCGUACAAGCCCCGCAGGUGGCGCCCGUGCCAGUCCAACAACCCAUACCCGUUGUACCGAAACCCGUACCACAACCACAGAGCAAUGUUGGACUUUCUACAGCAUCCAGUAUACGAUUUGGAGUGAUAAAAGAGCCAACUCCUCCAGCAGCUCCGGAAGCACCGAGUCCCGCGCCUCAGCCGAAACCACCGGUGCAAGCUCCGAAGAGCCAAGCCGCGGCGGCGGCGGAAGCGAGCGCCGCGCUGCUGGAGCAAGAGAAGAUCAACAAGGCCAAGAUGAACCAGAAGCUGAAGAGCAUGCUCGUCAAAGAAGUGAACGACUUCAAUAUGGACAUGUACAAGUUCAUCAAACACACGCAGGAGAAACUGUUGAAGUUCCAACAAGACAUCGAAUCGGCCAACCUCCGUAUAGACAUAGAUAUGGACCCGGAGCUCUUGAGGAAGGAUUGCUCCGUGGAGGAGUUGCGGGAAACAGUCGUCCAGCUCAAGCUGGAGAUGGUACGCGCGUGCGCAGUCAUCGCUGAAGCUAGGACAUACGCCAACGCUAAUGAGCUCCAAGAAUGGACACAAGCCGAUCCUCUGACCGUCAAGCGUAUAGCGUCCGUAAAGAAGCUCGCCUACUACGUGGAAACUCAACUAGACCACGCGAGAAAAGCUCUCGAUCUUAAGUGGAACGAGAUGUAUGAAAAUCAUGAGUACCGCGGCAAACCCGGAUACCGUAUGAUGCGUCCCAUCCUGGACGACGUGUACCAACCCCUGGUGAAACAGCAAGAGAUACUGAGCCGACAAAUGACAGUGCUCAAAAUGUUGAGGAAAACGAUGGACGAUUGUAACAUCGCACCCAUGUACAGAUCCUCGCUGAUACGAAGCACCCCGUUUAGGAAUAAGGAUACCUUGUCAAAACUCACAAAAAAUAUUCUGAACAUGAGCAUAGAACCCCAGGAAAAGCCCAAGGAGCAUCUCCUGAGCUCACAAAAGCUGGACGCUCUACGCGAUAUUCUUUCUAAUCACAAGCCGAUAAAAGUUAAACCAGUCAAUGUUGAGCUUCGGCAACAUUUGGAGUCUAUGAAACUGAGAUACGAGAAGAGUGUCAAAGAGAAAGAAAUGAGAGAAGUUGAGAUUAAACAAGAAAUGGGACAACCCAACAUACAAAAACCUGUGCCGAUAUCGGUAACGCCAGCGCAACCUCACCUACCGACAGCGAGGAUUGCGCAACCAAUACCCGCCCCCGUUCCGCAACCUACGAGACUGCAGCAAGACAUGCCACAGCUCAAAAGUGAACUCAAGAAGGAUUCUAACGUCUUCAUGGGUCAGAAGUUUGGAGCCCCUACCGCUUUUGCCUACACCCAGCCGUUCAUAAGCUCAGUUCCGAAGCCAGACAUAGUGAAGGAAUCACCCAUCAAUAUUCCAACUUACACUCCCGUCAGUAACAUAAAACCCGCCGUGGUCACCAAACAACCAGCCAGUGUGGUCAGGACCUUAUUCACUGACGACAAAGAAAAACCAACAGGACCCGAAGAUCCACAAAGCCAACAGCAGCCAACAAUUGAUGAGCAGCCAAAGCAAUUCAAUCCUAACAUCAACCCGUACACUAAGAGCCAACUGAGAAAGUUUAUUCUAAAAGACUCAUCGAAUGAAAAUGUGCCACAAGCAAACGAACCCAAGAGUGAUGCUAACACGUUUAUGGGUCAAAAUAUUUGCUCGCCGACCGCCUUUGCCUUUGCGAAGCCAAAUGCAUCAGCACCAACUGCGAUCUUUGGCUCCAAACCGGCUGAUGUUACGAACACGUCCAAUAAAACCGCUCCUGAGUCUAUUCCCACUGUCACAUCAACCGUGAACCCGAAAUCCAGCGAAACCGGUGAACCGGAGGCGGGUACUCCGUCAAAUGACGAAAACAAACCAAAAGAAGAAAAACCUAUUACAAACAUGUUCACUUUGAAGACCACACAAUUCAGUGGUAAAAGUCAAAAUGUUCCUGACGUCCUAAAGAGCAGUGGACAAGGUUUCGUCUUUGGUAAAGUGGAUAGUAAAGCUACUGAGGGAAGCGACAAACCCAAAGAGAGUAGUUCUGUUAAAGCUUCUGGCACUCAAGAGAAGCCAACCACAGAUAACAGGAAGGAGGAAAUAAAACCAGUGGCACAGAUGAUAAAUAAACCACCUGCACAGGCUGUUAUAUAUGUGGAUCUAAAGAAACCAGCAGCUGAGGCUAAAGUGGAAAAGGUGGCAUCAUCAUUGUUUGAUGUUUCCACCGCAGCACCGCCGCCUGCAGGAUCAAAACUCCAAUCCGAAGUUGGACCAACAACAACUCAACAAUCAUCAGUGUUUGAAGUUUCAAAACCAGUUGCACAAGCAAGCUCAACGAAAGUUGCUACUUCCGAACCGACCUCAACACCGACUACGGAACCUAAUGCCUCCGUAGCGACUCCUACAUCAAUUCCAACAGUUACUACUACAUCCACAUCUAAACCACUUACAUUGGCAUCUGAUACUGAAACGACACCUACUGUAACUAUAUCAAUACCUUCAAAACCUUCAGAGGCUGAGAAUGUAACAAAUAAGGAACAUAAUGUGCCAACUGAAUCAAGCGCUACAAAAGAUUCUCCAAGCGUCACAACUUCUAACGUCUUCAGUUCAACCGGAUCUAUAUUCGCUCCUACGGCUACGUCGGAUUCACCAUCCACUUUAACUACUGAAGACUCAAAACCGAGUAUAUUCAAUACACCUACACCUACUUCUGUAUUCGAAAGUAAUACAGCCUUUGUAUCAACUCAACCAUCGGCUUUCGCUUCAAAUGCGUCAUCAAUUUUCGCUUCGGCGUCUGCGUCAGCGUUUGGACCGCAGACCACUAAAGCGCCCCUAUUUAGUCCAAGUACUACAUCCCAGAGUAUAUUCGGUACGCCCUCAGUAACUACAACAUCUGUAUUCGGAAAUGCUCCCUCAGCGCAAAGCAUUUUCAGUUCGGCAUCCUCGUCUAUAUUUGGUGGUACUCCGACGACGACUCAGAACAUUUUUGGAACGUCCACGACGCAGGCGUCAGUUUUCGGAAGCGGUCAGUCUGUGUUUGGUACCUCGGGGAGCCCUAAUCAAGUGUUUGGGACGCCAGCGACCCAAACGUCUAUAUUCGGCUCGCCGACGUCUACGACCCAUGCGUCGGUAUUUGGAAGUCCGACACAAACGACUCAGGCAUCAGUGUUUGGAUCGCCGACGCCGGCCACUCAAGCGUCAGUGUUCGGAUCGCCGACCACUACGCAGAGCUCGCUGUUUGGUGGCGCCGAGUCCAACUUGUUCGCCUCUGCCACCAUAUCCACUACUAGUGCCCCGACGCAAGCGAGCGGUGGAAAUAUCUUCGGUGGAGGUUCAUCAGGCACGGUAUUUGGUAACAGUACCAAUAUAUUUAGCGGAAAGUCGACCUUCAGUGGCUCUAACCCUACGGCGGCCAGUAUCUUCGGAGGCGGAACCCCCUUCGGACAGAAGCCGGCUAAUGAUUUCUGGAGUGGCGGAAGCAAUACUGGAUUCGGAAAUUCUGCAUUUGGUCAAGCAGCCACCACACAAGCGUCGUCCAUCUUCGGCAGCUCAGGCGGCAGCUUCAGCACGCCGUCUCCGGGCCAGCCGUUCGGAAGUCCACAGGGACCAUUUAGUGGCGGUGAUUCCAAGCCUUCCGUGUUCGGAACCCCUCCUCAACAGCAGCCUGCUUCGGCGUUUGGAGGGAGUGCAGCGUUUGGAUCUAAACCAGUUUUUGGAGGAUCACCCACAUUCGGCUCUACGGCAUUCGGUGGAUUCAACAAGAGCCCCAGUAGUGGGUUCGGUGCCCCGGCUGCCUUUGGAGGCGGCGCCUUCGGAGGCUCAUCCUUUGGCAAUACUUCACCAGGAAAAGGAUUUGGCACUGCUGCACCAAGUUUCGGCCCACCGACUCAAUCCAACGCCACAUUCGAGAAUCUUGCCACACAGAACACCCUCACCUUCGGUAACCUGGCGCAACAAUCCGGCCAACCGCCUCAACCCACCCCAGGCUUCAAUACGUCUCCUUCGUUCACUGGCUGGCGAGGCUGAUGACUGCUCUACAAGAAAUAUACUGUGAAAACGAAAAAGCAUUGAUGGACUUGUUCGUGUUUGAUCAUAUUUUUAAUUUUAUCAUGGCUUAAUUAAGUAUUAUACAAUGAUUUAAAAAUUUGUGCAGGAAUCUGAAUUUUAUUGAUUGUCAUUUCAAAAUAAAAGUUUUUUAGAAAAAUUUCAAA
Messenger RNA from Maniola jurtina (meadow brown), 5674 nucleotides. RefSeq names its product nuclear pore complex protein Nup214-like. The record is from RefSeq and is a predicted model, not a curated record. The transcript has 30 exons. Gene Ontology annotation, molecular function: protein binding. The coding region runs from base 147 to 5489 and encodes 1780 amino acids. Lineage: Eukaryota; Metazoa; Arthropoda; Insecta; Lepidoptera; Nymphalidae.